Molecule: messenger RNA, 1272 nt
Organism: Musa acuminata AAA Group (dessert banana)
Lineage: Eukaryota; Viridiplantae; Streptophyta; Magnoliopsida; Zingiberales; Musaceae
Product: protein VERNALIZATION 1-like
Exons: 8
Coding region: 104-838 (244 amino acids)
Biological process (GO): positive regulation of transcription by RNA polymerase II
Cellular component (GO): nucleus
Molecular function (GO): protein dimerization activity; DNA-binding transcription factor activity, RNA polymerase II-specific; RNA polymerase II cis-regulatory region sequence-specific DNA binding
Source: RefSeq, a predicted model, not a curated record
AAGAAGAAGAGGUGCCUCCUCUCUUCCACGGGCGUCGCUUUUGUGGUCGUCGAGUCAGGUUUAUUGAAGGGGGCGGGGUUGGGAAUCGGAUUGGAGAGGGGAGAUGGGGAGGGGGAGGGUGCAGCUGAAGCGGAUCGAGAACAAGAUCAAUCGGCAGGUCACGUUCUCCAAGCGCAGAUCGGGGCUGCUCAAGAAGGCCCACGAGAUCUCGGUGCUCUGCGACGCCGAGGUCGCCGUCAUGGUGUUCUCCACCAAGGGCAAGCUCUACGAGUACUCCACCGACUCUAGUAUGGAAAAGAUUCUUGAUCGUUACCAGCGCUACUCGUAUGCUGAAAGAGCCCUUGUAGAUGCAGACACUGAAUCCCAGGAAAACUGGUGCCAUGAAUACGAGGUAUUGAAGGCAAGGAUCGAGGCACUACAAAAGUGUCAAAGGCACCUCGUAGGCGAACAACUUGACAAAUUGACACUUAAAGAAAUCCAACAGCUGGAGCAACAACUUGAGGCAGCUUUGAGAAAAAUAAGAUCAAAAAAGAACAAUGUGCUGUUUGAUUCCAUUGCUGAGCUUCAAAGAAAGGAGAGGGCGCUGCAAGCACAAAACAGUGACAUGGCAAAGAAGCUUACGGAGAUGGACAAGGCUGAGGCUCUGAGCCAACACCGACAGACGGAACAAGCAGCUCAAGCCCAGGCCAGCUCCUCUAUACCACACUUGCUCUCGAUAGAAUCUACCAUAAACAUCAGAAACCACCAACCCACGGGCUCAGUCGUGGAGGAAGCCGCCGAGCAGUCCUUCGCCCGGUGUAACGGCGCUGUUCUGCCACCAUGGAUGCUUCGCCUGUGAAGGACGGACUGAGACGCGCUUCCCACCCAUGCAGGUCCAGUUACUAUUGUAUUGUAGUAAAAGUAUAAUCCAAGUCAAGCUGUGGAGUGUUUUAUCCCUCCGACCCACCCAUAUUCCAAUUUGGACUUGGAGCAAUCCGUCAGAAGUCUCCCUGUAAUGCAUUUUCUAACCUAUGCUUCUAUCGUGUGCGAUAGGUCGUUUGUAUAUAUCGAAAACAAUACUGUAAAAUAAUGGACGAUAAAAACAUUGUGGGGCUUCUAAUUCUCGGUUCCUUUGUGCAAAGGUAUUCUAGUAACAACCGAUGGUGCUGCAUCUUUUGCUUAUGUCCUCCCUCCCUCUGCAGCUGUACCGAUUCAUUUGAGGUAGGAAAAAGAGACUCCUGAUUACCUUUACCUCAUGAUUCUUGGAUGAAACCUUCUGCAGCUUAAACAUUG